Molecule: messenger RNA, 1261 nt
Organism: Suillus subalutaceus
Lineage: Eukaryota; Fungi; Basidiomycota; Agaricomycetes; Boletales; Suillaceae
Exons: 6
Coding region: 263-1261 (332 amino acids)
Source: RefSeq, a predicted model, not a curated record
UACUGUUACGGGACCCCUCUUCAUCUUACCCCCUUCACUCAACACCUUCAUGACGUCUUAAAUCCGUGCAUUGACUUACAUGACAAUAUACGAACAAUUCUACGCAGUAUGAACGACUGGUGCAUCACGCAAUGUUAGAACUAUAGACCACAUAUCACACUACAUACAUUCACAUCUUCUUACUGUAUCCAUACUCUUAUUCUUAUUAUAAAAUACAUCCUUUUGCCGAUAUACUUAUAACAAAUGAUAAAUUUUUUCCCAAAUGUCCAAGACUAUCUCGUGUCAAACCGAAAGAGGUAGCGAUGUUCUAGUUAGAAGAAAUGGGCUGUCAGGGACAAUCGUAUUCCCUAUACUGCUUAGUAUUAGGCCGGGGCCCUGCGCUCAAUGGGGGAAAGUGGUCACUGAUCUAGCACAUACACAGCCCGACAGCCGUUUUGAACCACGUAAUGGUGCCGGGUUGCGUGAGGAUGAGUCUGAUGACCCAUACGCGGCGCUUGGGCCUCAGCCACAUUACAUAAAUCAGCUGAUGAAUGUUAGCAUGACGGAAUUAUUUGGAAAUCCUGUGCAGAACGCCACCCACGCCGGCAUUGUCGGAUCCAAGAGCAAGCGUUGGUAUUCUCAGGGACCCUACGACGUGACGGUGGCACAACGCAAUAUAUUUCUACCAGACAUACACUCUCUAGGACCAAAGUCUAACCUUGCAGUACCGUACCCAGCCACCGAACUGCAGAGUAAUUUGAGCCCGUAUAUUAGGGCCAGGAUCCGAGAAGUUGAUCGGCGGCAGCCUGCGUCGUGGUUUCUGAUCGAGGAAGCACUAAAGCCCGAGGCUAGCUGUACUCUCCCCGAGGUAAUGCAAAUAGUCAAGGCUCGCACACUCUCUGAAGUUCUGGUUGAGUCCACAUGCUUAAAGUCCAUGCCCAUAUCCCCACAUUCAUUGCCAAGAGGUAACACUAUGCUAGAUCACAACGAACUAUUGAGGUAUCAACUUGGAGCGAACGCAGCUACUGACGAACAUAAAUGUAAGGGGUGCCAUGACGAUUGGCGUUUGCUCUAUUAUUACAGGACGGUGCGAGGGAAGAUGGAAGCGCCGGCUAGACGUAUCAAAGACGAGUUUUUCCCAGGGCUCAAGCAAAGAUAUGCCAAAUGUAAUCUCGAGCACGAUUUUGCAACGCCAUACACGUUUGCGGAAGGAAGAGGUGCGGAGGCUGGUCGGGUCUGGGGAGACGGGCAUGCGUGCCAUGGUGGCGGUACAAUGGACUAG